Molecule: messenger RNA, 5292 nt
Organism: Rodentolepis nana
Lineage: Eukaryota; Metazoa; Platyhelminthes; Cestoda; Cyclophyllidea; Hymenolepididae
Source: the annotation of a GenBank genome assembly
AUGACCGCUCAAGAUGACCAAACCUCGGCUAGGAAUCGUCGCAAUUUUCGUCAAAGAAAUCCCUUCGGGGAUGAAGAUGUUCAGGUUGUAUUCGCCGGUCUUGGAAUAAGUAGCAACUUCCAACGGCGAUUAAAUUCUAGUCGUCGUACUGCUUUGUUUUGUCACAAUGACAUGUUGAAACAUUCCAAUCCUUUACAUGAUGAUUGCCCCGAAUGUCCAGAUAGAUUAAGAUCCACUUUUCAAAAGCUGAUUGAAUAUGAACUACUCCGUCGGUGUCUUUUAAUACAGCCCUCAGCAAUAGGAACUGAAUUAUUGCGGUUUAUUCACGCGCAGUCAUACAUUGAUGCAGUCGCUUCAACUGAGGAAAUGGCUGACAGUGCUAGGCAUCAAUUCAUGCAGAAGUUUGAUUGUGCCUACUUUAGUAAAGAUACUAAUAUUGCGGCUAGAUUGGCAGCUGGUUCAUUAACGCACGCAGUUGACAUUGUGACACGCGGAGAUGUUCGAAAUGCCUUCUGUCUUGUCAGACCUCCUGGUCAUCAUGCAAUGAAAGACGAAGCUUGUGGCUACUGUGUCUUUAAUAAUGUUGCGAUUGCUGCUAAACAUGCUUUAACCCAGCUUGUAGCAAACAGAAUAUUGAUUGUUGAUUGGGAUAUCCAUCAUGGCCAAGGAACUCAGUAUGCCUUCUACAAUGAUUCAAAAGUUCUCUACUUUUCCAUCCAUCGAUAUGACAAUGGCGAAUACUGGCCAUCCUUGCGCGAAUCUGACUAUGAUUUUGUAGGUCAGGGUCAAAGCUAUGGAUACAACAUCAAUGUUCCACUCAAUGGAAAAGAUUACACAGAUAUCGACUAUUUGACUAUAUUCAAUGUUCUCCUUAUGCCAAUAGCUUAUGAGUUUGGUCCUGAUCUCGUAAUCAUUUCAGCCGGUUAUGAUUGCGCUUUAGGCUGUCCAUAUGGAGGUUUCAUUUUGUCUCCAGCUGUUUUCGCUCAUCUUACAAGUCGACUGAUGGCUCUCGCCGAUGGGAAACUUAUUUGUGCAUUAGAGGGCGGUUAUGGGUUGGAAACCCUCAGUGACUGUGUUGCUCAUACCGUUUCUGCACUCUUGGGAGAUCCGUUACCAACACUUGAUCCUCUAAAGCCAUUGCAUCCUGGAACUCGAGAGGCCAUACGAAACUGUGUAUCUGUUCUGCGGGCGAAAUGGAAAUGCCUUGGCGUAUUCCCAAUUAAUCAAUCUCUUCCUUUAAAAGAUCUUAGUUCUCUUGCGCUAAAUUCUUGGAAAACAGUCAUGGUACCAUCAACGGCUGUUGAUCCCUUUGAGAGGAGUGAAAGCGAAUUGAGCGCUGAUAAGGCAAAGCUGGAGGAACUCAGAAAAUCGUACAGAUUUACUGCUUUAACUGAUCUGGAACGAGUAUGCUUGGUCUAUGAUAGUCGAAUGGAGAAUCACAAACCUGAGCAAGAACGGUACCUCGAAUGUCCAAAUCGAACUCGUCGAGCUUACGAACUACUAGAAGAAUAUGGUCUAGCCAGACGUUGCAGGCGAACUGAUGCCCGUCUAGCCACAGACGAUGAACUACUUCGUAUUCAUACCCCUGAGUAUAUUGAUGAGCUCAAAAAAACAGCUUCAAUGUCUCAGAAUGAGAUUGAUGAGUAUGCUAAACAGUUUCAGUGGGUAUAUAUGAAUAAGCACACAUUUGAUUCUGCUUCACUAGCUGGUGGAUCCCUUCUUGCUGUAAUUGAUGAUGUCUGCAAUGGAGAAUCCCUGCACGGAGUAGCUGUGAUACGGCCUCCAGGCCAUCAUGCCGAAAGGGAUUGCUGCAUGGGCUUUUGUUUUUUCAACAACAUAGCGCUCGCGGUGCGGCAUGCUCAAGAGGUUCAUAACCUGCAAAAAAUUGCGGUUGUAGAUUGGGACAUACACCAUGGCAAUGGUAUUCAGCGUAUCUUUGAUGAUGAUCCUAGUGUGCUUUUCAUCUCAAUUCAUCGGUUUGAUGGUGGCCAAUUCUUACAAAACUCAUCCGAUGCUUCAGCUGAUCAUGUUGGUGUUGGAGAGGGUGAAGGAACGAAUAUUAACAUUCCUUGGAACGGGCGUAAUUUACGUGAUGGUGACUUCAUAGCUGCAUUUUUUCACAUUGUGCUUCCAACCCUCUAUGAAUUUCGACCAGAUCUCGUUAUUGUAGCUGCCGGUUUUGAUGUUGUUCGUGGAGAUCAUUUGGGUGGAGUUAGUGUUUCAGUGGAAUGUUUUGGUCACUUAACUCAUCAUUUGAUGGGCGCUGCGUCAGCUCUCUCAAGUCGAAGAUGUGGUCUAGUUCUAGCUCUGGAGGGAGGAUAUAAUAUCAACGUCACUUCUGAGGCUCUUAGUCAUUGUGUUGCUUCACUGCUGUCUGAUCCUUGUGUGCGUCUGCCUGGAAGCCAAGUACCCACAGAAAAUCAUGGUAUUUUCCUUUCAGGUCCGCUAAAUUGUCAUUUGGAUCAAACAACAGUUAGUACAAAUCCAUUUAUCACAACCAAUUCAACGAUCACUGUGGGGAAUACUUCGACUACUCGAGCGUCAAGUGAAACUACAAUUCCGCUAACAGCCACACCUAACGUCACUACGAUUGCGUCCUUUGAAUCUACUGAUUUUUCUGCCGAAUCAUCGUUUCUCUUGCAUACUGUGUCGAUAUCUACCUAUCCGAUGGAAACUACUAAUGCUUCAUUCACUGCCACAGAUUAUCAACAGGAAGAAGUCAUUACACUGUCGCCAACUCCAGCUCAUAAUGAAGAACAUUUCUUGCUCUUAACUAAAUUGUUUAAUUUAGCCUAUCCUGCAUCCCAGAGUCUCCUUACUUCCACCCAGCCCUCUCAACCCCAACCGUCUGUGUCGACAUUAACACCAACUGCUGAUGCUCCAGUGCCUGGACCUUCAACAGCACAUUCCUCGUCGAGCCAAAUCAGUUUGGACGCUAUGCGUCAGCUUGUUGAAUUUUCUGAUGUUGGAAUCGAGGAUCUGAAUACCUUUCUUGGACUUAAUUCUACUGAUCCUGUACCUGAUCGUCUGUUUGCUGUGGAGCCGAGUCUCUGGUGUCCUCAUCUGGACCUCGUUGAAUCGGCUGGUCAGUGGCGUCCCGAUAUUAAUCGUCCUUGUUCACGAUGCGAUAAUCGUCAGGAAAAUUGGGUCUGUCUUACCUGUUAUGAGGUGUACUGCGGUCGCUAUGCCCAAGGACAUAUGUUGCAACACUACAAUACUUCGCAACAUCCCAUUGUCCUGAGUUUAGCCGAUCUUUCUGCUUGGUGUUAUGUCUGCAAUGGCUACAUUCAUAACGAGAUGAAAGCAAAACCUCAAACCACUAGUGCACCACAGACUUCAUGUUUGGAUGAAGCGAAAUUCGGGAAGGGUACAGGAAUUUGUUUUGAUGAACGAAUGGAACAACAUCGUCACGAGUGGUUUCUCGACGAGCAGGAAUGUCCAGAACGUGUUGCUCGACCCCUCAAAUUAAUGGAAGACCAGGGUCUUAUAUCUCGAUGCACGCGCGUACCCGCUCGUCAUGCAACAGACGAAGAACUCCUUAAAGUUCAUUCUAAAGACUAUAUUGAGCUUGUUAAAAGUUCGGCUAAAAUGGGUAAAGAUGAGCUAUAUAGUCUCUCCGGAAAUUAUGACGGGGUCUUCUUUAAUUCGCAUACCUGGGAAGCCAGUAGUCUUGCCGCAGGAUCGGUAACAGAACUGGCUUCCCAAAUUGCCAAUGGUAAAGUUGCGAACGGUUUAGCUCUGGUUCGUCCUCCUGGUCACCAUGCAAUGUAUGAUGAAGCCUGUGGGUAUUGUAUCUUUGGAAAUGUGUCCAUAGCAGUAGCUAGUCUUUUGGACUCUCUACCCCUGUCUCUCUACAACCCUAUUCCGUCCAAAGUUAGGCCACUUACUUCAACUACAUCUCCUAAAAACUCGCUCCGGAGUCCUCGUUUUAAGCGCAUUCUUAUCAUUGAUUGGGAUGUACAUCAAGGACAGGGAACACAGUAUAACUUCUACAAUGAUAAUCGAGUUCUUUUCAUUUCCAUGCACCGCUACGAGUGCCAGAAAUUUUGGCCAAUGCUAAGAGAAGGCGACUACGAUUUUAUUGGCGAUGGCAUAGGCCGUGGUUUCAACAUCAACAUACCUUUAAACAAGACUGGAAUGACUGAUGGUGACUACCUGGCAAUCUUCUAUUCUUUGAUUAUGCCCAUCGCUUAUGAGUUCAAUCCCGAGAUUGUAUUCGUUUCAUCUGGCUUCGAUGCUGCUGUUGGCGAUCCAGAGGGUAAAAUGUGGAUUAGUCCAGCCUGCUACGGCCAUAUGACUCACCAGCUUCGAACCUUAGCUGAUGGAAAAUUGGUCGUUGUUCUCGAGGGUGGAUACUUCAUUGAGAGUCUUGAAGAAGGCUGUGUUCAAGUUCUCAAGGCUCUUCUAGGUGAUUAUAUCGCCCCACUUCAAAACUUGAGUCCUCCAUCUAAAAGUAUACGGUGCACUAUUUCUUCAUCCAUCAUAGCCCUUCGUGAAUUCUGGCAGUGUCUAGGUUUAGUCGAGUUGAGCCUAUGUUCCACUCGUCCUGAUAUCUCGCGAUUUCCGCCAAAUUCAUGGCCUUUGGUAAAGAAAGUGGUUUGGCCAGAAAAGAACCCAGUACUUCCUCAAUCUGUCAUUGUCCAAUGUCGAAAGAUGCUUUACGAUUUCACGGCAGCAUCAUGUAAUAAGUCUAAUAAAUUGGAUCUCAUUAUUGUGCUCCCCUCAUUCCUCCUACAGAAUGGCCUCAGCGAAGGACCUUUUAAUAGGUGGUCAAAAGACUUAACUCUCAACAGCCGGAUUCAGUUAUAUGAAGCGACUCAAACAGAUUCAGCAGAUGAAGAGACUGUGACACCCAAGAAAAAGUCCCGGUUUAGCAAGUCUAGCUCAUCUUGGAGAAGUUCUACUUGUAACCUCUCCGAAUCGUUGGAGAAUGCAGUGGAAAAAUUGGCUAAAGACGGGCCCAGGGUAGCUCUGAUAAUAGCAGAGUGUAUUUCACUGGGUAAACUGAUCUCCUCCUUCAAUGAAACCAAAAUAAAUGCCAAUGGGAGUGAGAAGAAUCUCUCAUAUCGGAGCCUGUUGGAGAAAUCUUCCCCCAGGUCAACGCGUUUCAAGAGGAGAAGGAGUAGUCUUAAAACAAAUACAGAGUCGCCCAAUCUUCAUCAUGUAGAAUUCGCAACUAAAAUUCUCUAUCUCGAUCUGGUAUUGGGGAAGGAGUUAAGCCCUGACAUUUUCGGCGACUUAAAAUCACCGAAAAAAGCCAGUGAUUCGGCUUACAAAUUAACAAGGUAUUAG